UUACAUUGAAGAAAUAUUUUGUAUAGUCACAAUCAGUUUCGGUAGUGAUCCAGAUGUUGAAAUGAUGCAAGUUCUUAAUAUAAAUGUUGUGUUGCUUGUUAUUAAGUUAAAUUUUGAUAUAAUGCGGCAAAAGUUGAUAAUGUUGUGUAUUUUUAACCAAUGUGAGCCCAAAACGAUGAUUCGAAAAACAGUCCUCGCAUGAGUGUGAUAGAUGGUAGUGUUUUUUUGCAUUUUUAAAGUGAAAGGUCUAGAUAAUCCAGAAGAGAGAUGGCUCAUCGCCAAAAACGGCGUAGAACUUGGAGAGGUUUCAACCGAAGUGCGGCAGCCACCGUGUCUUCAGCUCCACCUUCAACCCGUAUUAUUGUCAGAUACGUUUCCACGGGCGUCCAAACUGACGACCACCUGGUCCAAGCAAAGAAAAAAUCGUUGAACAUACCACAACUGCAAUCAGUCAACCGAAUAACAAACUUUCCUAUAGUAGAAACAGGACUCAACUAUGCUGAAAAUGUUUACCAGAAAAUUAAGAGAUCAAACAGUUUGUUCAACUGGACGCUGGUACAAGCAGAAACUACUUUAUACGCGGUAGUGGACUCAGCCGCGCCAGCCGUCAUCUUACUUCAACGACCUCUUUCCCAAGUCGAUAAAAUCGUCUGCAAAAGUUUAGACUUUGUCGAGGAGAAGAUUCCAUCUAUUAAUCUCCCUCCGGAAAUGAUUUACUGGAACACAAAGCAAUAUGCCAAAGACGCAGUCAGUACCAAAAUCGUUCGUCCGGUACUCAAACGUGCCGAUUCUGUUAAAGAAAUUGGGAAUGCUGUGCUCGCCAGCAAAUAUACAGCAUUCGCGGCUGAUACGCUAGAUGGUGCUUUGAACGUUGCUGACAAAUACGUCGACAGGUAUUUACCGGCCGCUGAAGAUGAUAAGAGUGUUGAUGAAGUCGACGGGGGCGUAUCGGAAGGACCAGCAGGCAAAGCUAUCCACACAAUUCAUCACGUCGAUAGAUUGGGCCGAAAAUUAAAAAGGCGCUUGACCAAAAAAACGUUGGCCGAAGUCAAAGCUUUGAAAGAACACAGCGCAGAAGCUGUCCACGUUCUGAUUUAUGUAGCCGAGUUGGUAGCGACCGAUCCGAAAUUAGCAUUGAAGAAAGGAAAAGAGCUCUGGUCAAGCUUGAGUCAAGACGAACCGGAAAACCAGGCCCGACCUGAAAAUCUGGAACAACUUAUUGUUCUUCUUACAAGAGAAUCUGCUAGAAGGGUUGUUCAUUUGGUCAAUUUCAGCACAUCUGUAAUAAAUAGAGUCAAUAAAAAUUUAGCUCACUCUGUUUUAACGCUGGUGACAACGUUCCUGGAUGCUGCCGAUUCGAUGGUUAAGACUGCUCAUCUGGAAAGGGCGCAACAGUCAACGUCAGAUUUAAUUCGAUCGAAAGCACAUUCGGCCACAAUUAUGCUGAAGAAUCUAAACAUCCAGCUCACCGACAUUUUGGAUAAUUGGGCGAAACAAUUGGAUAACAAGCAAGAAUCGGAACAUCCAAAGACCGUCCUCUCUGUUCCACAGAUUAAAGUUCAACAGUUAAAGGCUUUUCAUACCAAUAUCAUUAAGGACAGAAAUGGCAUCGAAAAUAAUUCAAAUCAAACUGCGUCGUCUUCAUAA
This is a messenger RNA of Cylas formicarius (sweet potato weevil), 1647 nucleotides long. RefSeq names its product lipid storage droplets surface-binding protein 1-like. The record is from RefSeq and is a predicted model, not a curated record. Gene Ontology annotation, biological process: positive regulation of triglyceride storage; lipid storage. The transcript has 9 exons. Bases 268 to 1647 code for a protein of 459 amino acids. Gene Ontology annotation, cellular component: lipid droplet; cytosol. NCBI's taxonomy places the organism in Eukaryota, Metazoa, Arthropoda, Insecta, Coleoptera, Brentidae.